This is a messenger RNA of Bombus pyrosoma, 1782 nucleotides long. RefSeq names its product rhophilin-2 (gene Rhp). The transcript is spliced from 8 exons. The coding region runs from base 1 to 1314 and encodes 437 amino acids. The record is from RefSeq and is a predicted model, not a curated record. Gene Ontology annotation, molecular function: protein binding. Lineage: Eukaryota; Metazoa; Arthropoda; Insecta; Hymenoptera; Apidae. Gene Ontology annotation, biological process: negative regulation of stress fiber assembly.
AUGGAAACCAGACAGGGGUUCCCAGUUGCCAGCGAACCGUCGCGUUCGAGAAGGCUUCGAUUUUGUUCAACGCAGCCGCACUGUACACUCAAUUGGCCGCGAAGCAGGAUCGUCUGUCCACGCGAGGCUUGGACCAGGCGAUCGACGCGUUCCUGCGAGCCGCCGGCUCAGGCGAGGGAAUGUUUGUUCGAAAAAUUGGAACUUCAAUCGAAGGACGGGAGGAACAUCGACGUUUCGUUGGACCUAGCGCAAGAAGCGUCACAGGUUGCGGCCGUCUACAGCGAUGUCCACGGGUUGAUCUCGCGCGAACCGGUCCGCGACUACGUACCGGAAACCUGGAUAUCGUUGAUCUUGGUAAAACGGGAACACCAUCUGGCUCUCGCGCACAAGCACCUCGCACUUGGAUUGUUCGAUAGAGCGAUCGCCGAAUGGCGGGCUGAAACUAAACUCGCGCUCGAACAUGUGCAAAGGAGCGACGGAAAGACGCAGCUCGACGUGAUCGUGCCACGGGACGAUAACGAAAGGAAGCUACUGGCGAAAGCGCAUCUCAGGGAAGCCUUGGUCCUGCACGAGGAAAGUCAGAGGCUGCAAAGAAUGUGCAGAGACUUGAAAGCGAAACAGGCGCUUGCCAAAGUUCUGAAGAGAGUACAAGAAUCGACGGUAGAGGAUUACAAUGGCAUCGGGGACGAGGAUGACUUUCGAGGAUUGUUGGAUCCUCCGGAUAUCAUAGCAUCCACCAAGUUCCAAUUGAGCAUCACUCAUCCGGAUUUCGGGCAGCACGGAGUGGAAGAUCUUUUCAGAUCGUUGGGUCCGGUCGCUAUAUUUUCAGCUAAGAGACAUUGGACCGCGCCACGAUUGAUACAGCUUCAACGAGGACCCGACGGCGAGGGGUUCGGCUUCAGUGUACGGGGCGAUGCUCCUGUAAUAAUAGCUGCCGUCGAUCACAAUUCGUUGGCCGACUUGGGUGGCAUGAAGGAAGGCGAUUUUAUAGUAGGAAUCGGCGACAAAGAUGUCAAGUGGUCGUCCCACGAACAGGUGGUUCGGCUGAUUAAGCAAUCCGGUGAUUUUAUAAACUUAAAACUGGUUACGCCGAUGGACAGAAAUUACUUGAAGAAACCGGGUAAGGUUAACCAGCAGGACAAGGGAAGCGUUUCGGCAAGCAGCUCUUCCGGCAUUUCCUCGGGUCAACCGAGUCCUGCCGGUUCCGUUACCACCGCCCACGUAGCCAAGAAACUACCGUGGAAUCCGUUUAAAAAGUCGGUCACGCAGCGCGACAGUAGGGACCUGACGUUCGACAAUGUGAUCCUUAGAUGACUCUUUGGAUGUUUUACGCGGUUGUUGCAAUUGGAGUUCUCGUCGAAACGUUUAUCAGAUGCUUCCAGGUUCAACAUUGGCUGGUAGCCCUCCGAAUUGCAGGAUCGCUCUAUCUCGUUGCAACGUUUGCACUUUUCUCAACGAUUCUGUGUAAUAUUUUAUCUAUCGUAUGUAUGUACUUGCGCGUACGCGCAAAAGUAUCGCGUAUGAACGCGAAACUCGUAAUGUUUCGUGUAUUAAAGUACGUUCUAUCGAUGGAUUUCGAAGUACAGGGGUAAAAUAAAAGGGCAAUUCAACGGAACUUGGAUGUUCGUCGAUAAACGAAUAUUAUCGUAUAUUGUACAUCGUACAUUGAUCGUAUAUUAUAUAUGAUUGUAUCAUGUACAGCGACGAUUGAUGAGAAACGUAUGGAGCGAAACGAAAAUGUAAGCAUACGUUAUACACCAAUUAUAUUUUGUUCACGAGUUA